CAAGGUUGUGAACGACAAUGGCAUUCCUUGUGACCUUCCUGACGGUACUUUGUUUCAACCUGGUUUUAACUGAGGAUUUUCCAAAAUCAGAGCAUUGCGACGUCCCCGACAAAGCUCAGCUGGAAGAAAAGCUAAACAAACUAAUCCGGAAUCUCCCAAAGCAUCACUUUACCAACAAGACAAAAGUGGAAAUACUGCCUCGCGCCAUCUUUUUGGGAGAGGGAACUCUCUACAGCCUCGACCGCGUCGAGCAAGACAGACCCUACAAGACGUUUUGCCGCGGAACGGACACAAUCACUGUGUUCAGCGUCAGUUACAAGCACCAAUUGCGCAUGCACAUCCCCUGGAGGCUUUGUUCGGGACACAAUGGCACCAUAUUCUUUAACGCUGACCUUGUCAGGUUCGAGGGAGAGCUCGUGACAAGGAAGACAGAUGCCGGCACUGAAUAUAGAAUCAAGAAUGUAAUGCCGGUGGUUCUAGAAGACUUGACCUUGGGAUUGAGUGGCGGUGGAGAUACUGUGUCUGUGAUUGCUUAUGCGCUGGGAUUUAUGCUAUCGGGACUCCUUAGAAUUCAAUGGGUCCAAGGAAUAACACCUGUGGUCGAAAAUGCGUUUCAGCAAGCUCUUAGUGAAUUAAAUUAAUCCCUCUCGUGGCAGUGCUUCAAGAGUCAUCCACCCAUUCCGAGCACAAGCUGGUCUUACGGUACCUAUCAUGACGAUCAAUAUUUUGACGGCGUUUUUGUGCAUUAUCUAAAUAAAAUAAUCAACUUA
Molecule: messenger RNA, 770 nt
Organism: Ixodes scapularis (black-legged tick)
Lineage: Eukaryota; Metazoa; Arthropoda; Arachnida; Ixodida; Ixodidae
Exons: 2
Coding region: 18-641 (207 amino acids)
Source: RefSeq, a predicted model, not a curated record